ACGGACCAGUGCAAAAACGCAGCCCUGGGACUGGUGGAACUGCUCGGCUCCCAGAAAAAGGGCGGGGGCGGCUGCUGGGGAGGGCGGGAAGGACCCCCCACCCCCUCGCUCUCUCUUUCCCUCCCACGCUACGUCUGGAGGAGGGAGCAGCUCCAGGGAGAGCAGCGGGACUGUGCCGGCCCCGCUGCCUACGGAAGAGGGGACAUCUCUGUGGAAGAGGGAACAUCUCUGUGGAUGAGGAGACAUCUCUGUGCAAGAAGGGACAUCUCCGUAGAAGAGGAGACAAAAAGCUCUGGAGCAAGCAGCCAUCUUGGCUGUAAACUUUUAGCCAUCCUCCCCCUGAGGGAGGCCUGCCCUGGCUUCCUCUUCCUGCCUAGGGCAGCCCUUAUAACCCUUCUCUUGCUGGUGCUAGCACAGAGGAACAUUCCUUGGUCCUACCACAAGCCCCUGCUGGUACCAUGAUGGUGGGAGGUGAAGGCCGGCGGGGUGACACCCCGGUUCUUUCCUGGUUUUUCAGAGCGGUGGCCCGACUGAGGAGCAGGAAGAAGAAGCAGAAGGGAGGUCUUCUCACCUCGCAAGCCAGGAUGCUUAUCCAGGAGAAUGGUUGCAAGCCCUGGGUGGAAGAUGCUGUCCCCCGAGAGGAAUUUGCUGGAAUCUGCCAGACCCAGCACCCUGGUAAAAGUAGGGGGCAGUUGCUGUGGCACAUGGCACAGCUGAAAAAUGGCAGCAAGAAGCUCCAGGCUUUUCAAAGAACUGAGGAGAGGCAAUGUCCUGAGAUGCCAGCACAGACUGCUGAGAGAUGCACCAAGCCAAAGAGAAAAGCACCAGCACCACCAGAGCUGCCAAGGACCUGCCAAAAAGCCACCCGAGGUGGAGAAGCCCAGCAGGAAGAGCAGGUGGCCUUGGUGACAGCGUUCAACAUCCUCAACAUGGACCCAUGUGUCAAGGAAGAUGGUCAGAAAGAGCUGAUUGUCAGGCAUGAUGACCAGAAUGGGGAGGUGCUGAGGGAAAGUGGUGGCCACAGGGAUGAAAUGAGUCAAACUCAUCUUCUGGAUGAGGAGGGAAGGACCACAGGCUCACCCCAGAGCCCUGGGUUGUGGGUGGAGGACAAGGAUGCUGCCAUCACCCCUCGAGGGAACGGGCAGGACUUUAACUCUCCAGAGGGGACAUCUGGGGAGGAGCAGAGAAGGCAAGUGUGGGAGAAGCUUCAUUACCUGGGAGAGGACAUGGCAAGGUGGGGAGAGAGGUCCACAAAGGACCUGGCAGUCAGGCUGAUGGAGGUGAUCCUGCUGACUGAAACCCAAAUGUACCCUACAGAGACAGGGAACAAGAGCAACUGCCUGAAGCAGGGGGAGGGGGGAGCAAGAUCCAAAGUGGGCAGCUUAGAGGUGGUGGAUGCUUUGGUGGAUACCCAUGUAGAUGUCACCAAGAUGCAGUACCUUGCUGUGGUCCACAAUGUCCCUGUCUCCAUUGGUGGGACCAUGUAUGGGGAUGAUCAGCAACUCCCCACCCUAGCAGAGCUAUUUGAGAAUGAGCAGAUCUGGGACGACCCUGAUAACCACCUCCUUGAUUUUUAUGACUUUCACUAUGAUGAUAAUGACCUCCUGGAUGAUGAUGAUCUCCUGGAUGAUGAUGAUGAUCUCCUGGAUGAUGAUGAUGACCUCCUGGAGCAGGGAAGUCCACCAGCUCUUCCUAUGCCUACAGUGCACAUCUAUUGUGCCAGGGUGGCCAGGGAUGAAGAGUGGUGGAAGAAGGAAUUCCCAGGCGUGUGGGCGCAAUCCGAGAUGGACUGCGGGUUGGUGUCCGGGGAGGUGAAGGUGACAGGGAUUACCAUGGCCUUCCAAAGGCAACCCCCACUUUCAGAAGAUGUGGAAGAGGCAGUGGAGAGUGUCCUGCAGGACCUGCUGAAGGAAGGCGUGGUGGUGAAAGGUUCCUCUGCCUGCAACAGCCCUUUAAAACUCAUCCAAAAGUGCAAUGGGAAGAUCCGCCUGGGGCUGAAUUGCAAAGCUCUCAACAAGGCCACCGACAAGCAGGUGUCUCUGGACAGGACCAAGCUCAUCACAACCCUCAGUCCUGAGAGCAGGUACUUCUCAGUGGUGGAUCUAUCCAAUGCCUCCUUCGCCAUUCCUUUGGAGGCAAGCUCCAGAGCCAAUUUUGCCUUCACCUUCAGGGAGCAGCAGUACCUCUUCACUCGCCUGCCCGUGGGCUUCCAGAGCACCACCUCCAUCCUGCACCAGCGGGUGGAUCAGAUGUUGUCUCAGCUGGCCCCAGAAGACAAAGCUUGGGUUAUCUCCUAUCAGGAUGACAUCCUCAUUGCUGGGAGAUACGAAUUGGAAACCAGAGGCCGGACGAUCAGCGUCCUGGAGCUGAUCCAAAAAACAGGCUUUAAAGCCAAGUUUGAGAAGGCACAGCUUGUCUGUCCCGAGGUGGACUACCUGGGGAUGACCAUUGGGCCUCAGGGGCGAAAGAUCCAGGCUAGCAAGCUGGAGGCCAUCCUCAAGGCCUCUCCACAGAAUGCCAAAGGUCUCCGCUCCCUGCUCGGGAAGUUCUUGCAAGAUCACAUCCCUGGUUACUGGGAGCUGGCCCGGCCACUCCAUCUCCUUGCCACGGAGAAAAUCAGAUGGAGAUGGGGACCGAAGCAGGAACAGAUGCUGAAACGCCUGAAAGAUGCUCUACAGGCUGCUCCCCCCCUGCGAUUUCCAAAUAAAUCCCAGCCCUUCGUGAUCAGGUUAAUGAUCAGCAAACGGGUGAUAGGAGCCACCUUGCUGCAGGAGGACCAUCGCAGACACCUGGUUCCAGUGGGACACACCUCCUGCAUGCUGAAGAACCACCAGAUCUCCUACCUGGCGCAGGAGAAGGAGUGCUUGGCGGCCAUCUGGGCCAUGAAGAAGUUUGAGAACCUCAUGGAGAUGGCCCCCAUUCUGAUAGAGAUACCCCAUUCCCCUUGGAAGUAUCUCCUAAGGGGCAAACUGUUGCUGUUGAACCAGCACCCAGGGCAGUGGAGUCUGCUACUGGUUAACAGAGGGGUGAUGGCCAGGGGACCUCAGCCUGCACUGGGACAAUUUCCCGACUCCCCGAUCUGUGAUGCUCCCCCCCUCCAGCAACUGUCCAACCAUGUCCCCAAGGCCAACAUCUGGUUCACGGGUAGCGAGAAGAUCCAUUCCAUUGCCUGCUACGCUGCCGUCAACUUAGAAGAACGCUGGCUCCUCGGGGUGGCCAAUGUUCGCUAUGUGCCAGAUGCUGAGGUGGUGGCCCUCCAGCACCUCCUGGACCGCCACCACUGCUCCUCACCUCUCUACUUCUACACCAGCCGCUGGUCCUUGGUGGAGAGGUUCCAAAGUGACAUUGACGAGGGGCAAUGGGAAGAGUGUGGAAGCUCCGGUCAGGAUCUGUGGCCAAGCAUCCUGCAGUGGGUCCACAAGAACCCUGGGAUCCUGCACAUCAGGUUUGUAGGAGGAAGCCAGGACCCGGAGGAGAGGAGAUGGAACCAGGAAGCCCACAGAAGGGCUGAGGUCCUAUCUGACAACAUGAUCUUGAGGAGCGAGUACUGUUGGGAGCCUUCCAAGCAUGAGAAGCAAGAAAUUGUGGCCCAGUGUCACAGCUGGUGGCACGAGGGGGUGGAGGAGACCUUUAGAAGAGUGUCGCAGGUUGCACUAUGGGAAGGUAGCUACAAGCAGGUGGCUCGUUGGGUGCAGAGUUGCCUGAAGUGCAGGGAGGGAGAGGGCAAGGUGCCACCACAGCGGGUGGAGGGACCAUGGUCACUGCUCCAGUUAGAAUGCAUCAACAACCUUCCCAAGACCCCAGAGGGACACUGCUCCCUCUUGGUGGUGGGGGAUGAGUUUUCAGGAUGGGUGGAAGCCUUCCUCAUGCGGGAGAGCACGGUGACAGAGGCGGCCAAGGUGCUCCAGGAGUUUUUUGCCCAAUACGGGGCACCUCGUGCAGUCCGUUUGCUGCGUGGGUCCGGUUUCCUCCAGGAUACCAUGGAGCAGGUGAGAGUCACAACUGAUGUGGAAGUCCUGCAGGACAUCCUGCAGCCUGGUCAGGCAGGAUCUGUCACGGCAUCCCUGACACGGUUGGUCCAAGGGGCUGGCAUGCAGUGGGCAAAGAUGCUCCCUCUGCUUCUGGGGUGGCUCCGAUCCGUACGGGUGCAGCCGGCGGCGCUCAGCUCUUUGCAGAUGAUCCCUGGCAUCCCGUUGGAGAUGUGGGAACACAAUGAUAAGCACCCCCCCCAGGGCAACAUUCUCCACUGGCUCAGCGAGCUGCAGGAGGAUGAGACCGGCUACAAGCAUCAGAUCAAAGCAGCUUCUUCCUGAGGGACUGCUCAGAUUGGGAUGCUCUGUAGCCCCCACGCUCCCCCACAUCCUCCUGGUGUGGGGGGAAUGGGUGUACUGGGCUUACUGGGGGGGCUUUUGGGCAGGACUGGGGAGUCUUUAGGACUGAAGGAUCUUUUAGGCAAGAUUAGAGAGCUUUUAGGCAGGACUGAAGGGUGGGUUAGGACUGGGGGGCUUUUAGGCAGGACUAUGGGGGCUUUUAGGCAGGAUUGGGAAGUUUAGGACUGGGGGGCUUUUAAGCAGGAUUGGAGUGAUAUUAGGCAAGAUUUGUGAGCUUUUAGGGAAGACUAAGCAGUGCACAAGCUCUUCUUGCUAUGAUGUUCAAGGAUGGGGAGGGAAGAUGGGCAUACUGGUUUUGACUGGGAUGGAGCUGGUUUUCUUCAUAGCCAUCCAGCAUGGCACCGGGCUCCAGCUGUGGCCCCAGCAGUACCAAGAGCACUGGGAGGGUAUUUCCAUCCCCAGUCCUGUUGGGCUUGGGGGCAGCUGAGCCAGCUCAGGACCUUGGGAGAUAGUGAGCAGUGGCCUUGGCACAAUUUGCUAUCAUUUCUGUGGUUUCCUCUUUUUCCAUUUGUCUUUCAUUUAUUAAAUGUUUGUGGUUUUUUUUAUCUUGA
This is a messenger RNA of Apus apus (common swift), 4942 nucleotides long. RefSeq lists its product as uncharacterized. The record is from RefSeq and is a predicted model, not a curated record. Bases 459 to 4313 code for a protein of 1284 amino acids. Gene Ontology annotation, biological process: DNA integration. Gene Ontology annotation, molecular function: nucleic acid binding. The transcript is spliced from 2 exons. Lineage: Eukaryota; Metazoa; Chordata; Aves; Apodiformes; Apodidae.